Messenger RNA from Schistosoma bovis, 1767 nucleotides. Lineage: Eukaryota; Metazoa; Platyhelminthes; Trematoda; Strigeidida; Schistosomatidae. The record is from the annotation of a GenBank genome assembly.
AUGGAAGAACUUCAAAUUGCCUUUGUGGGGUCACCUCCACCUUCAGGAGAGGAGAUUUGCGCUUCCGAUAUAAACUUUGAUAGGACUCUUCCUGGUUUGCAUCAAUAUCUUGGAACAGAUUUUAUAGAUGUAGGCGGGAGGACGUUUUUGGAGCCUGGGAGUGAGACUCAUAUGUAUGCAUUUUAUCGCAAGGAUGUUGUGUUGGUGCCCGGACAUUCUCUUCCACUGAUACCUUAUGAUCCAUUGGAAUCAGAUCUUCUCCAAAAAAUUAAUAAGGAGAGAAAGCCCUUGAUAUUUCUUCCUGGGUAUCAAGAUCAUGUGAGCUUGGGGGAUUUUAUUGGUUGUGUUGGUACUACGGCUGACUUAGUUGCCAUCUGUAUUCCUGAUUCAAACGAAAAUGCUCCUAUUCGUGCUAUGUUUAUUGGCAGACAACGGAUUCGUAUCACUAAAGCAACGCGUGACUCUUUAUACCCUCUUGUUUGUCAUGGUACAAUUUUACCAGAAGCAUCUUUUGAUCGUGAAAUGGCCAGUCACCCUUUGGGUUGGGGAUUGAUUCCUCGAUCAUUGUCUCGUUUCGGUCGCGACCCACUACCAGCACGUCCAAGUUCUCAGAAUUCCAACUCAUUAAACCAAGUUUCAGCCAGUGCAGUGUCUACAAAGUAUUCAAACACUCGUCCCUCUCACAAUAGUCUACCCAGUUCUCCCCCAUCACAUUCUCUCACAGUAAACUUUUGUGUCCCACCAGCAGGCAAUGCCUUUUCUAUUUUCGAUUCCCGGUUGAGUACCUGGAGAACUGCAGGACCCAUCAGCUCUGGAAAUAUAUAUCCGUCAUGUAGCUCCGCAGGAGCUCGACUUGAUCAUUUUGUUGACGAUGGUUCAGACCAGGAAGACAACUCAAAAAAAUCGAAAUGUGAUCCUGAUAAGUUUGACAAUGAAGGCGAUACGGAGGUAAAUUGUGCAUCAUCCAGUUAUAACAAAAAGCAGGUUGUAAAAUCAGGAAAUAAACUAGCUAGAUCUUCCUCACUUUCAGAAGACAUUGAAUUAAUUGUGGAUCGUGCUGUUGAUCGAGUUGGCAGACCCUUUCAUUAUCGUAUCAAACAGCUUUGUGAUCCUCGUCUCUUGGCUCGUCGUGAUGUUUUAGCCGCAGUUGCGCAAGCUUACGCUUCUCUACCGUAUUGGGUUUAUCGACAGUAUGAUUUGAAUUAUUUAGUUGCAGCCAUUCAAGCGGAACUUUAUAAUUGGAAUGAUACUUGGCAAGUUGAUAAAUGGAAUCCUGAAUUAGCCGUCCCUUUUUCUUACUGGCUAAUACAAAAUCUUCCGAUGUCUGGUUCGUUGAAAUCUCAUAUAUUGGGUAUCGAUCAUGUUGUACAACGUUUACGGGCUUUGCUAGAAGUUAUACGCCGUUCGACAGCCUGUGUUUGUUCAUCAUGUGAUGCAAAUAUCACUUCAAACCAAUAUAUUAUAUGCCUUGCUCAAGAAGGAAGUUCACAGACGUAUAUUAAUCCGUCUGGCAUUUUACACGAUAUUGUAACUGUGAGUCAAGUCACACCAAAUUCUGUUAAUCUUAUCGGUGAGGCCUCAGCUGAAUAUUCCUGGUUCCCUGGUUAUUCUUGGACAAUAGCCAAUUGUAAUAGCUGUUACCAGCAUAUGGGUUGGUUAUUCAAAGCGUUAAAUGAUCAGUUACGUCCACGAAAAUUUUGGGGUAUCCGACGUCAGACAGUUGUACCCGGUUUAAUAAGUGCAUCAGAUUGGCGUCCUUGUAUUUAA